CUUGUGGAGAGACUCCAGAACAAAUCCGGGCCCCCAGUGGAAUAAUCACAAGUCCAGGCUGGCCCUCUGAGUAUCCUGCCAAAAUCAACUGCAGCUGGCUCAUAAGGGCAAACCCUGGGGAAAUCAUUACUAUAAGUUUUCAGGAUUUUGAUAUUCAAGGGUCCAGAAGAUGCAAUUUGGACUGGUUAACAAUAGAAACGUACAAGAACAUUGAAAGUUACCGAGCUUGUGGUUCCACCAUUCCACCUCCAUACAUCUCCUCACAAGACCACGUUUGGAUCAGGUUCCAUUCGGAUGACAGCAUCUCAAGAAAAGGCUUCAGACUGGCAUAUUUUUCAGGGAAAUCUGAGGAGCCAAACUGUGCUUGUGAUCAGUUUCGUUGUGGUAAUGGAAAGUGUAUACCAGAAGCCUGGAAAUGUAAUAACAUGGAUGAGUGUGGAGAUAGCUCCGACGAAGACAUCUGUGCCAAAGAAGCUAAUCCUCCAACAACUGCUUCUUUUCAGCCCUGCACUUACAACCAGUUCCAGUGUCUGUCCCGUUUUACCAAAGUUUACACUUGCCUCCCUGAAUCUUUAAAAUGUGAUGGGAAUAUUGAUUGCCUUGACCUAGGAGAUGAGAUAGACUGUGAUGUGCCAACUUGUGGGCAGUGGUUAAAAUAUUUUUAUGGUACUUUUAAUUCUCCCAAUUAUCCAGACUUUUAUCCUCCUGGAAGCAAUUGUACAUGGUUAAUAGACACUGGUGAUCACCGUAAAGUCAUUUUACGCUUCACUGACUUUAAACUCGAUGGUACCGGUUAUGGUGAUUAUGUCAAAAUAUAUGAUGGAUUAGAGGAAAAUCCACAUAAGCUUUUGCGUGUGUUGACUGCUUUUGAUUCUCAUGCACCUCUUACAGUUGUUUCUUCUUCUGGACAGAUAAGAGUACAUUUUUGUGCUGAUAAAGUGAAUGCUGCAAGGGGUUUUAAUGCUACCUACCAAGUAGAUGGCUUCUGUUUGCCAUGGGAAAUACCCUGUGGAGGUAACUGGGGGUGUUACACUGAACAGCAGCGAUGUGAUGGGUAUUGGCAUUGCCCAAAUGGAAGGGAUGAAAUCAAUUGCACAAUGUGCCAAAAGGAAGAAUUUCCAUGUUCCCGAAAUGGUGUCUGUUAUCCUCGUUCUGACCGCUGCAACUACCAAAAUCAUUGUCCAAAUGGCUCAGAUGAAAAAAACUGCUUUUUUUGCCAGCCAGGAAAUUUUCAUUGUAAAAACAAUCGCUGUGUGUUUGAAAGCUGGGUGUGCGAUUCUCAAGAUGACUGUGGUGAUGGCAGCGAUGAGGAGAAUUGCCCAGUUAUCGUGCCUACCAGAGUGAUAACUGCAGCUGUCAUAGGGAGCCUCAUCUGUGGCCUGCUACUUGUUAUCGCACUGGGAUGUACUUGUAAGCUUUAUUCUCUGAGAAUGUUUGAACGAAGAUCAUUUGAGACCCAGUUGUCAAGAGUAGAAGCAGAAUUGCUACGCAGGGAAGCCCCUCCCUCUUAUGGGCAGCUGAUUGCUCAGGGUUUAAUUCCACCAGUGGAAGAUUUUCCUGUUUGCUCACCUAAUCAGGCUUCUGUUUUGGAAAACCUCCGGCUAGCUGUCCGAUCUCAGCUUGGAUUUACUUCAAUCAGGCUUCCUAUGGCAGGCAGAUCCAGCAACAUCUGGAAUCGUAUUUUUAACUUUGCAAGAUCACGUCAUUCAGGGUCUUUGGCUUUGGUCUCAGCAGAUGGAGAUGAGGUGGUCCCUAGUCAGAAUACCAGCAGAGACCCUGAACGAAAUACUCACAGAAGUUUGUUUUCUGUGGAGUCUGAUGACACAGACACAGAAAAUGAAAGAAGAGAUUCAGCAGGAGCGUCUGGUGGGGUUGCAGCGCCUUUGCCCCAGAAGGUCCCUCCCACAACGGCAGUGGAGGCAGCAGUGGGAGCAGGUGGAAGUUCCUCAACUCAGAGCACCCGAGGUGGUCAGACAGAUCAUGGAAGGGAUGCGGCCAGUGGGGAGCCCCAAAGCGUGAGUCCAGGACGACACCAGCUUUCAAGUGCUUUAAGUCGUAUGACUCAGGGGCUACGUUGGGUACGUUUUACACUAGGUCGAUCUAGUUCUAUAAAUCAGAGCCAGAGUCCUUUGAGACAACUUGAUAAUGGAGUGAAUGGAAGAGAUGAAGAUGAUGAUGUCGAGAUGCUAAUUCCAGUUUCUGAUGGGGCUUCAGACACUGAUAUCAAUGACUGCUCCAGACCCCUUCUUGAUCUUGCCUCAGAUCAAGGACAAGGGUUUAGACAACCACACAGCACAACAAACCCUGGAGUAAGGCCAAGUAAUCGAGAUGGCCCAUGUGAGCGCUGUGGUAUUGUCCAUACUGCCCAGAUACCGGACACUUGCUUAGAAGCAGCACUGAAAAAUGAGACAAGUGAUGAUGAGGCUUUGUUACCUUGUUAAGGUACGAAUCACAUAAGAGAGAUUGUAUACAAGUUGGAGCAAUAUCCAUUCAUUGUUUUGUAAUGUUACUAUUAAAUUAGCUUUAGUUUAAAAACAAAAGACGCAGGGUGAUUUCUUAUUAUGUUAGCCUGCAUGGUUAAAUUAACAACUUGUAACUCUAUGAAUUUAGAGUUCACAAUUUUAGUAGCUAAAAAUGCAUUAUGUGUUCAUUUCGUUCAGUAAUGUUCUUCCAAUUAUGUUUACCCGUUUUCAUCCUGGUACUAUAGUUCACCAUAGAAAGGCGCUGCUUAAACUCAAAUAUUUGACCGUCAUUUUACCUAUCCUAUGUUAAAAGGUUUGUUUGUGCAAAAUAGUAUCUUUUAAUUGAAUCUUAUGCUUUUGACAACACAUAACUUAUUAUGCUAGAUGUUAAAGUUAUUAAUGUACAAAAA
Molecule: messenger RNA, 2872 nt
Organism: Castor canadensis (American beaver)
Lineage: Eukaryota; Metazoa; Chordata; Mammalia; Rodentia; Castoridae
Gene: Lrp12
Product: LDL receptor related protein 12
Molecular function (GO): protein binding
Source: RefSeq, a predicted model, not a curated record